Siniperca chuatsi (mandarin fish) is the source of this 8105-nucleotide messenger RNA. It is a transcript of the gene plekha6, whose product is annotated as pleckstrin homology domain containing, family A member 6. The record is from RefSeq and is a predicted model, not a curated record. The transcript is spliced from 28 exons. Lineage: Eukaryota; Metazoa; Chordata; Actinopteri; Centrarchiformes; Sinipercidae. Bases 177 to 4022 code for a protein of 1281 amino acids.
UCUGAGGAGAGGUUGCCUGUUGUCCUGCAUCCAGCCGCUCGCUCAGCUCUGCUUCCUGGAGGAGCUUUUGUUAGCUGAUAGUGACAUUUCCCAUGUCUCUGGCUGAGGGCGGUCACACACUCAUCAAUACAUGUGAGAGGUAAGAGACGCCAGCAGGGACGUGGCAGCAUCUGUACAUGUGGCUGACCAGCGGGGCUUUCUGCAGAUCGGCCCAUUCCAGCCAAGCCCCAGCAUGUUGUAGGCGGCUGCUACCGACAGGAAGACUGGAGCGGGGAAGUCAACAAAGAAGAGAAGAAAGUGAAGGAAGGGAUGGUGAAAGAAGUCAACAUGACCCCAGUGGACCAGCUGGACCAGCAGUGAGCCCGAUCCAGCUGGAAGAGCCCACACCAAUACACUCCUAUCUGCAGCUACAAGACAAAAAGGGGAAGAAGUGCAAAUGCACCGGUGCACUCGUCGGAGCUCACGCCUCUGCUCUUCUGUCCAGGCACUGUGAUCUGGAUAUGAAUGGGAAAGCGAAUACUGCUGCUGAGAAGAUCACUCACUCCAAAAGUGCCAGUAUGGUGUCAGACCUGUCCCCAGAAGCCCAGCCUUACACCCGGACGUCUCGCACUCCCAGAAAGGCGGCUACGUUUGGGAAGCGCUCCAACUCUAUGCGCAGGAAUCCCAAAGCGGUGGUCACCAAACAGGGAUGGCUGCACAAGCAGGCCAGCAGUGGAGUGAAGCAGUGGAACAAGAGGUGGUUCGUCCUCACAGACCGAUGUCUCUUCUACUACAAAGAUGAGAAGGAGGACACGGUGUUAGGGAGUUUGCCACUGCUCAGUUUCCGAGUCGGAGGAGUGGAGCCUUCGGAUAACAUCACCCGCAAGUUUGCCUUUAAGGUGUGGUUGGAGGAGGAGGAGGGGGUGGGUGAGGACGGGGAGUUAAAGGGUCCCGUUGUGUUUUGCAUGCAGGCGGAGCAUGCUGGGACCAGGACAUACUACUUCAGCACAGACAGCCAUGAGGAGCAGGAGGAGUGGAUUAGAGCCAUGAGCGAAGCUGCAGAGGUCACCGUCCCGCCGACACAGAGAACAAACUCGGACACCACAGCUGAUCUCAACCGCACCAUGGUGACCCGGGCACCCGACCCACAAACACAGCAGCAUCCGCACACACAAACACACAGUGAAGCUGACAGCGACCUGCCCAUCAACGGGGUCGACAGCCUCGAGACACCCCCACCCUCCACCCCCCGCUCCAAUCAGGAGGGAACAAGGACUGACGGAAGACGACGAGAAGGUGGAGGAGAAGGUGAAGAUGAAGGGGGAGGACCUAGUCCUGGCCACGCCCCCCACCCAAAUCACCAUCCAAAUGGGUGGGGCAGCUACGGUCCUCGCAACACCAUGCCCCACAACAGCAAUAGCAAACCCCCUCCGUCCAGGAGUCACAGUGCACAUCGCGCCCCUCAGGGACACCCAGAGGGGGGUGCCGGCCCCAGGGAGCAGCAGGAGAACGUGGUGCUGAGGAGGGGCUUUGUGCCCAGGACGGCUCCAGAGAGGGUGGCCCAGAGGAAGAGCUCCAUGGCCCAGCUGCAGCAGUGGGUCAACCAGCGGCGAGGCAUGGCCUCCCAGGAGGACAUCAACAGCCCAUCUCGUUACUACCCAGUGAGCCGCGGGGUCUCGGCUGACUACUGUGGCUACCCUGGUGGCCCCCAGUAUGUGGAGGAGUACCCUCUGUAUCCGCCAGGGGUCCGACCUGACAGCAUCUGCUCAGUCUCUGCUGUGGGGGGAUACGACCGACGCUGGACUGUCGAGGAGAAGCGCCACUCGCUGAGGGACGGGCCCCAUCACCUUUAUGGACCCCCAAUGCCGAGGGACCAAUGGGGGCCUCAGUACUAUGGCGGGAUGGAAACAUCCAUGAGGCGUCUGUCCAUUCAGCCACGCUCCAGGUCUGUGCCUAGGUCACCGUCCUCUGCAUCGGGGGGGCCAUACUCACCGGUCCCACCCAACUUUGCCUCGCCGGCUCGAUCGCCAUCUGCUCGCUUUGACCGGUUUCCAGGGAGGAUGAGGGACGACGUGAUCUAUGCUGAUCCAUCUGUCUACAGCCUGAGGAGAUCCCUCAGCUCACCAAAGUAUGACUACCCUGGCGAUAGGAGGUCCUUAAGCCAAGGAUUAUACCACUACAACUACCCUGUAUCCCCUUCCAUCCACAAUAAAAUGGAGGACAUAUUAGACCUUCAGCUCCAGCGCAACCUGGAUUACUUAGACCAACAGGUGCUCGAGGGAAGCUACCUAAUUGGCACGGUUACCCGAAUGGUGGAGCGCUCAUCCUCAACAGCAAAGCUCUGUGUGCAAGUGCCUCCUUUCCAUGAUGUCUACAGCAGAGACUUACAUCCCACACUGAAGCUCAAUGAGAUUGAAACCAGUAAACUCUUGGGUCGACUGUGUGAGCAGAAUGGAAUUUUGAAAGACCACGAGGCUGUUGUCCACAGACUGAGAAUGGACAAGGACAGCCUGGAGGAAGCGCUGGUGGCUACUCAUCAGGAGAUGGAGCUGUACCAUAACCAGCCUUUGGCGAUGGAAAAGCUGCGGUUCAAAAAGGAAACCCUACAGAACCAGCUCAUCAACAUCAGAGGGGAGCUCUCCCAGGCCUCCAGUGCUUUAACUACCACUCGUAUGGAGUUUGAAGCAUUAGAGGAUGAGGCCAGCGCCAUUCAUGGAGAUCUAUGGGAGCAGCUUAAUGCAGGAGGGCAGAGUGAACUGGUUCGUAAGCACAUCCAGAAAGAGUUUUGGAGAGUCCAGGAUGUAUUAGAGGGACUACACAAGAAUAACUCAUCCAGAGGCACUGACACAGCCAAGCACAGAGUGGCCAGCGGUGCAUCAGGCUCCUUUAGCACCAAUAGUCCAGCCAGUCCCCUGAGCUCAGUAAGCCUCACCAGUCCACUCAGCCCCUUCUCCCCAGUGCCCGGCUCCCAGGCCUCCCCCACCAAACAGCUGGGCCCGGAGGAAAGCGUGCCCCCAAGGCCUCCCCUCCCCAAGUCCUAUUACCCUUUGGAGCCCUCCCCUACCUUCCCUCCCUCCAUCCCCCCCCUGCCCUUUGACAGCACCGCCUGGCUACGCAGCUUGGGCAUCGAUGAUGGUUACCUUGAUGGUGAAGAUUCUCACAUCAGAAAGCCCAGGUUUGGAGAACAGAACAAUAUUAGCGACGUGCAGGACCAGGUCCAGGACAGACAAUCCACCAUGAAUAAAGUUGGCAUUGUUCCUCCUAGAACGAAGUCCCCCACUGACGAAUCACACAGCAGCUCUGCUGGAGUUUCCCGGCAUAAUGGCAGAGUGGCUAAUGGAAUCUCUAGGGAGCGCCCAAAGAGCGCUGUGUUUGCUGCAGAGGUGAAGUCGAAGAUGAGCGUGGAGGAGCAGAAUGAGCGAAUCCGCCGCAACCAGAGCAGCUCUGUGAGGGACAAGAGGCGGAGUUUAAACCUCUCAGGUGGCCAGUCUCCAGCCAACUACAAAGUGAUUCGUAGGCGACUAACAGCUCACGAAAUUGACAUCAAAGACUUGGAGGCAGCGGUUCGAGGCCAGGGGCAGGAGUCCCCACGGGAAGAAAUUGCUCGCCUGAGACGCUUACAGGUUGAACCAGAACACUACGACCUAGACAUCAGCAAAGAGCUGAUGGCUCCUGACAAGGUUCUGAUCCCAGAGCGCUACCUGGAUGUGGAGGAUAACGCUCCUCUGAGCCCAGAGGAACAGAAGGAGAAGCAGAAGAAAUUGGAACGGAUCAAGACCCUCAUUGCCAAAUCAAAUUUGCAGAACGUGGUUCCUCUCCUGGACGGCCCGGUGGAGGGUGGAGCUCCAGCCAGCUCACAGCAGCAGUUGCAGGAGCAGGAGAAGCGUAUUGAGAUCUCUUGUGCUCUGGCUGCUGAGGCUUCUCGUCGCAGCCGCCUUCUCUCCGCCCAGUGCGCCCCCAGUCCCCCCACCUCCCCGACCAACCUGGCCCCUCCCCCUUCCUCUGCUGACUUCCCCAACUCCGCCCACACCAUGAAGGUGUGAGUCAUACAAGCUCAAGCCCUGGCUGCUGUCAAGUUUGAUGGAGCAUCUUUCUGAGAAUUCACUGGACAAACUUAACAAUAAAGAUGGCCCCAGACAAAUGACUUUUAUGUUCUUUAGCACCUAAACUGAUACAACAAAAGCACGGAAAGUUAUCAAAGGAGGUUCCUAGGAGGCAAGAGCAAAAAGACACGUAAGAGUUGUAACCUCACCCCUCCCAAACUCCAAUUCAUCCAACUCACGACGGUCUCCCACUGCAUGUGCCCUGUGGCACAAAGGAAGGCUCCAGAUCUCUUACCAGCUUCACGUUGUGUAAUAUUUCUAUAUAAUUUAGCUCAGGACACAUUAUACAAAGAUUACUGAUGAACUAUGUUGAUGAUGAGAUGUUUUACACUCAUGAUUGGUCAGAUCUGACAUAAUGUCAGACCUGACCUGAGCUUUGAUGUUGAUCAGUUCACAAGGGAACACUGCAUAUGAGAGGCCCACACUGCAGAUGAACAAGGAAGAGCUGCAGAGAUAAUAAGAGAAAGAGUUUGGGAUGAACGUCAAUGAGUUCAACUUGUAGACAGGAGUCUCACUAAAACCAACAGAGAGGCAUUGAACAUUCUUCUGGACACUAAAAGCCAAAGGAGGAUGUUCAUUUUCAUCUAAUCUCCAUAUCAACCUUGAAAAACCACCAAUGACUUGUGGCCCAGUGAGGAGUGGGACUCAGUGACAGACUGAGGGUAUUUUCCCACAAUGACAUAUUCUUACACUUUGACAACUGACCGAAACAAGAGUGAAGCCUCUCAUCCUUUGUUAAAAGCUGAGCACUCUCCUUCUGAACUCACUGUGAUGUCUCUUUCACCCAGACCUCCAUCCCCUACAAUACUCCCACCCUAUCAACCUCGUCUGCUAUCAGUUACACUCAUAUGCAACCAUUAGCAUUACAUACAUUUGAUUAGGUCAAACGUAAUGUCACCUGGAUUAUGUUUCACUUCGAUGGAUCACCCAUAUUUCACACCAAACACUCAAGAGCGCAGAUUUUGUUGUGAUGCAGAGCCGAAGAUGAAGAGUGGAAACCAUGGCCCAUCUUACAAAGCUGCUAAAGACGACACCUUGUCCUACAUCAGAAUCAGAGUAUGGCAUACAUAAAACACAAUCAGUUUUCUAACCUGGUAUCCUUACCCUCUCCAAUAUUUGCUGUCAUGCUUGAGGUUUUUACUCAAGUUCUUGUAGGAUCGUAGAGUAAAGUCCCUGACAUACUCUGAACUGGAGAGUUCUGUACAUGCUACGCACAUGCAGGCAUGCUUGUAGGAGUCUGCAUGGUCAUAAAUUUUGGACUGUGCGGAUCGUCCCAGACAUGUACAGUUUAAGAAAUUUAUAUCACACAAACCUUAGCGGCUAGGCAGAAAGCAUAAUUUAGGUUGAACUAUUUUCUACAUUGAAAGAGACAUCUUCAUAGCCUCCGCCUGCUGUCAAUACUGCAAUGCCACUGGUCAGCAUAUUUGGGGGGCAAAAUUCUAUUUAGUUGAACUUUUGCCACAAAACCUGGAGGAAAAUCAAGGUAGUGUGCACAGCUAGGACCCGCUCAGCUGCUCUUUAUUGGAAAUAAUGACCUUCUUUGUGCUGUGUUGACUUUACUCUGGUGUGGAAGCCAGUCAGAUUGUAAAGCUGAAAUCCUUAACUUCUUUCAGUUGAAUUAUGGAAUUAUGGUUGAAUUAUGGAAGUAUAUGGUCAUUUUGGCUCAUCUGCAUGGUGGAGUAUAGUCAGACACUGUGGUUGGACCCGUUAUCUGUAUGCUUCAGUUCAGUCAAAAGUGUUCAAACCACAGCUGUCAGACAGGAAGUGACAUGCUUUCCCCUCAUGUUGUGGGCCAAGCAUUAAAAUAAAGAGCAUAACACCAGCAGUGGAAUAUAUACUUAGGUAUACCAUGUGUAUUUCAACUUUUACAAUAGCUGAUUCAAAGAAACAGCAGGCCGUGACACAAUCUUCUACCCCAGAUGUGAAGAAGCAUCUGUCUGAGGCAACAACAAAGCCUAAAAGGAGAGAUAGAAAUUGCUCAACUAUAAGGGUGAAUAUGAGUUCAGAAGCCUUUUCCUGGUAGAAUUAACAUUUUUCAAUUCAGUACUGUGCUCAUGGCUACACAAUGGUUAAAGUGUGGUUAGGUUUUGGCACAAAACAUUGGCAUUGACAGAUGCAUAUGAAUGUAAUUCAUAUGAGACAGAGUUGCAUCCUGAAGGGACUCGAUCGCCUCACCACCAACUACUUCGUGCUGCUCCUGCAUUUGGUCAAAUCCCUUUGCAUUUAGGAUCAAAUUCAAUGGACUUCAUCUAGUGUUCAAGAAAUCCCCCCAGUGAUUGUCCACACAUAUAAAGGUUAAGUAUGUUGGUGAAGUGUUUUAUAAAUGGUAUGUUGUAUGUGGAAAGUGAAAAUAGAAGUGACCUUAGAAGAGUAACUCUGCUAGAAAACACUUGUCUGUGUAAUGAGGAGUUAGCUAAUGAUGCAGUUAUUUGAGAGGAAUUAUAUACUGGAGAAUACUGUCAUGUAACAUAUCCCACCAACAUUUCAUCCAAUCAUGCAGUGCCAUAAGUCUGAAAGAAGUCUGUGUGUUUUCUAUGUUGUGAUGAAUGGACAUAUUAAUGACACAACUUAGAAAGGAGUUUGAAUCUGGAGGAUUCUGCACAUAGUUGCAAGUGGAACUCCAAAAUGGCCAAUAUUAAAUAAUACAUUUUGACAUUAAUGCAUUAUUUAACGAUGAAUGAACAAUUUCUCACUUUAAUGACUCAAGUAAAUAAUACAUUUAUUUCAUAAUUUAAUUUUGAAGAAACCAAAAUGUAUAAAUUAACAAAAUAUUAUGAAAUAAUUGAAAACAAUCAAUUUUAUCAGUGUCUGUCGCACAUAAAGGUCCAAAACACUUUCUAUCUUCAAAUGUUACACAUCCUUAGAAAAUCAUUGUGAUCUGUAUUUUAAAAAAAACCCACUAGAAAUUCAGAAUGUGUUCAAACUUGCUCCAAAAUAAUAUCUUGUUCUCACAGGAUAAAAAACACAAUCUUUUGGUAUCACUUGGCCGUGCCUCUUCAUUGCAACUUCCUCCAGAUAUGAACGCCGUGACCACAGACACACACACACCUCCCCGUUGUUAUGUGUAUGUUAUUUAUGCUUUUUUUAAUUUGCCCUUACACACUUCAAUGUUCAAGUGUCUUGUCUUUGUCUCAAGUGACUUGUCUUUGUAGAAAGCUAUUGUAUGUCCAUACUCAGAGAUUCAGAGACAAUAUGUUACAGAAAAUGGAAUUGUAUGCGGAAAGCAGUUAACAGCUCUCACUACGCAAAAACAAAACAAGAAUUUAAGAGAAUACUUCUAUAUUUUCUUCUUUUAAGUUUUUUUUAGAAAGGGAAUACAUUCAAAAGAGGCAGUACAUAUUUUUUUAGAUGCAUGGAUAUUCGAUGACAAGUUGACAGGAUCAAUUUUUACACUCAAUUACGUUUUGCAUUUUUCACAAAGAAGACUUUGUUUUUAUUUUAUUGCUCUUGAUGAUUGUUUGAAGGAGCAGAACAUAGAUAUUUUUGGAUUACUUGGAAUCUGAUGUGUUAAGAAAUGACAGCCAAAAGGUGGUGUCCAAUAUUUGAUACUAGAUGUAGCAUUUGUGGAUGAUGAAAAUAAAGAAUAUAUACAUUAUACACAUUUGUCAAUGUAUAUAAUAUUUUGGAUUUCAGUUACAGUAUAUCCUACUAUCACAUGUAACUAUUGCUACUUUGGGGUAAAUAGACAAAUUGCUUAAACUAUGCAAAUGAUAAAAAGAGACAAAUAAUAUGCUUGCUUUCAGAAAACCUUGCAAUAAAGUGAAUGUAUACAAAUAAUGUGUUUCUCUAGAUGCUUCUAAAUUCAUCACAGUAUUUUGUAUGAUAAAACAUGUCUCGCUGCCUGAAAUGAUGAUAUAUUUACUGCUGUUAUUUUAAUCCACUUGUUGAUGAUGAUGAAGUUCACUGCCAAAAAGACUACUGAGGUUAACUGUCCAGCCACGUCAUUACCAAUAAGCUCCCUGAUAAUAUUCUACAGUCUUUAUUAUAUUCUGUAUGUCUGAAUGAAUAAAGUGCAAAAACAAA